Bacidia gigantensis is the source of this 1749-nucleotide messenger RNA. RefSeq lists its product as uncharacterized. Gene Ontology annotation, cellular component: spliceosomal complex. Lineage: Eukaryota; Fungi; Ascomycota; Lecanoromycetes; Lecanorales; Ramalinaceae. Bases 1 to 1749 code for a protein of 582 amino acids. The record is from RefSeq and is a predicted model, not a curated record. The transcript is spliced from 6 exons.
AUGACAGGUAUUGACGAUCUCUUUAAGAAACCCUCGCUACCCAGCAAACGAAAAUUAGAGGUCAACAAUGAUGCCAAUGUGGCAUACAAAGCGAGCAAGUUGAGCCCCGAUGCAGAUGUCAAACAUAACGGACAUGCAAUCGUAGAGGAUGGGUUGGAUCAAGACGAUGUUGAGGCAGGACCAGAUUUACCUGCCGAGGAAGAUGACCAGGUGGAUGAAGAAGACGGCCGGUUUUUUGGAGGAGGAGUCACCAAGAAUACAAGCCAAGCUCUGAAUUACAUCAACGAACAGGAUCAAGAUGGCGAGCCACUUGAAAAAAUCGAUAUCGCGUGGCUGCGGAAGAUGGCUGUCAAUUUCGAAAAGAAGAUAAAUAAGAACGCGGAACUGAGGGCGAAGUUUGAGGAUGCACCACAGAAGUUCAUGAGCUCAGAAGCAGAUCUAGAUGCAGAUGUCAAAGCAUUGUCAAUCUUGUCCGAGCAUCCACAGCUCUACAGGGAAUUUGUCAAGCUUGGCUGCGUCGCGUCCUUGGUGUCCCUUCUAUCGCACGACAAUACUGAUAUUGCCAUCGACGCAAUUGAGAUUAUCAAUGAACUUACAGACGAAGACGUUAAUGCUGAACAACAGCAAUGGGACAUCCUCGUCGACGCCAUGCUCGAAGCCGAUCUUCUGAAUCUGCUUUACGAGAACAUCUCACGCCUGAAUGAGGAAUUGGAAUCGGAUAGAGCCGGCACUUAUCAUGUAUUGAGCGUCUUAGAGAAUUUGUCAUCAAGACCAACGCUGGUGACGAAACUCGGAGAGGAGAAUCAGUUCGUCGAAUGGCUACUUUCACGUAUACAGGCAAGAGAGUCAAACAUAACUCAGAACACGCAGUACGCCGCCGAGAACCUUGCCAUUCUCCUGCAGUCGUCUUCUACCGUUCGAGCUAAGUUCAUUAAAUUGAAUGGUAUCGACGCCUGUUUGCAGCUUCUCAGUCCCUAUCGAAAAAAGGAUCCUGCCAAAGGCACCGAGGAGGAAGAAUUUGUUGAGAAUCUUUUCGACUGUCUCACUUGCUGUGUCGAUGACACUGAUGGGAAGAAUAACCUUCUGGAGGCUGAGGGAGUUGAACUCUGUCUGAUAAUGCUUCGGGAAGGCAAGAUAAGCCGACGAAGAGCCUUACAACUGCUGGACCACGCGCUUGGUGGGCCUAUGGGUGGCCCCUGCUGCGAACAACUCGUGGAGGCGGCUGGUCUCAAGACUACCUUUGGUCUGUUCUUGAAGGGACAGGAAAAUGAAUCAACUGAACAUCUACUUGGGAUCUUCGCCUCCAUGCUCAGAUCGCUGCCGGCCAACAGUCCGGCUAGAAUCAGGCUGUUAGCUAAAUUUGAGGAACGGAAUUGGAGAAUAAUUCUGAACCUCGUUCAGAAACGGCGUGAAGCAGCAUCAUCAAUUGCAAUGGUUGAUAAGGACAUUGAUAAUGAAAAGGCAGAGCUCUCGUUUGAGCAACGAGAUGAAAGGGCGGAUGAAUGGCUGUCGCGACGACUAGAUGCUGGCCUAACUACAUUGCAGGCCGCGGAUACUGUCCUGGCGUGGCUCGCCGCCGAGGCAGAGCGUGCCAGGACGAUGGUUGUGGACACGCUGGCGGACAGAGGCGAAGAUCUGAAGGAGAUUCGCAAGACGCUGCAAGACCAACUUGUUUUGAUGAACGCCAACCCCGAAAACGAGGAUCCAAUGGCUAAAGACAUGAUCAGUACCUUGAUCGAUUGUCUAUAA